Molecule: messenger RNA, 2279 nt
Organism: Sardina pilchardus (European sardine)
Lineage: Eukaryota; Metazoa; Chordata; Actinopteri; Clupeiformes; Clupeidae
Gene: peli3
Product: pellino E3 ubiquitin protein ligase family member 3
Exons: 8
Coding region: 415-1896 (493 amino acids)
Biological process (GO): protein K63-linked ubiquitination; regulation of Toll signaling pathway
Molecular function (GO): ubiquitin protein ligase activity; protein binding
Source: RefSeq, a predicted model, not a curated record
CUUGAAUACGGUGCCGUGCACGAGGGCGGGUUUACGCAAGAAUCGUGGAAUCCUGACCAACCGCGGAGACGCAUUAUGUGGGCGAGGGAUGAAAAAAACACAUCUGAUCUUUUUAUGCAUUUUUUCACUCAGAGUGCGAGAGAUGGGCGUGACAACGGGCUGUCUGGACCACGAUUAGUCUCCUAGAGGAGUAGCUUACCAUCGCACAUCCGUGCAGCCGAUGACAACGGAGAGGCGAUGCGACCCGCUGGGUGUAGUGACCGUGCCAUAAAACUUAUCUUCGUGGGUUAUGGUUCUACCGCACAACGCCCAGGGUUGAGGCCGCACGGGGAUUGACAGUCCAAGGAAAUCUACGUCAAAGGGUCCUCCAUCGCAAACAUCAGCGGCGUUGCGUCCCCGGUGAGUGCAGUGGGGAUGGUUUUGGAGGGGAGCUCCGAGGCCCUGUGUCCCCCUCCGUCUCUGGAGCUGCGGCCGUCCUGCAACAAGAGCCAGGCCUCGCCCCCGCUGGGCUCCGGCUCCCAGCCCCACGACAGCCUCUUCCCCGGGGACAAGGAGCCCGUCAAGUACGGGGAGCUCAUCGUCCUGGGGCACAAUGGGUCACUGGCCAAUGGGGACAAGGGUCGCCGCAGGAGUCGGCUGGCCCUCUACAAGCGCCCCAAAGCCAACGGGGUCAAACCGGACGUCAUCCACAACGUCUCCACCCCCUUGGUGUCAAAGGCCCUUAGCAACAAAAGCCAGCACAGUAUCUCCUACACGUUGUCCAGGAGUCAGUCGGUGAUUGUGGAGUACACACAUGACUCCAACACAGACAUGUUCCAGAUCGGACGUUCCACAGAGAGCAUGAUCGACUUUGUGGUGACAGACACAGUCGGGAGUGGAGGAGGAGGAGGUGGAGGAGGAGGAGGAGGUGGUGGAGGAGGUGGGGGUCAGGGAGCAGCGGUCGAGGGUGGAGGCGGCGGCGGCGGAGGAGGCAACGGCCAGUCGGCCCAGAGCACCAUCUCGCGCUACGCCUGCCGCAUCAUGUGUGAGCGCAGCGCCCCCUACACGGCGCGCAUCUACGCCGCCGGCUUCGACUCCUCCAAGAACAUCUUCCUCGGGGAGAGAGCUGCCAAAUGGCGAACGUCUGACGGCCUGAUGGACGGCCUGACGACCAACGGAGUCCUGGUGAUGCACCCGGCUGGCGAGUUCGUGUCCGAGCCAGCGCCCGGCGUGUGGCGGGAGAUCUCCGUGUGCGGGAACGUCUUCGCCCUCCGAGAGACACGCUCCGCUCAGCAGCGGGGAAAGCUGGUGGAGAACGAGUCCAACACGCUGCAGGACGGCUCGCUGAUCGACCUGUGCGGCGCCACGCUGCUGUGGCGGACCCCGGCGGGCCUGCGCCACACGCCCACGCUCAAGCAGCUGGAGUCGCUGCGGCAGGAGCUGAACGCGGCGCGGCCCCAGUGCCCCGUGGGCUUCAACACGCUGGCCUUCCCCAGCCUGGCCCUGGCCCAGCGCGCCACCGUGGACAAGAAGCAGCCCUGGGUCUACAUGAACUGCGGCCACGUGCACGGCUACCACAACUGGGGCUUCCGCAAGGAGAAGGGCGCCUCGGUCGGGGGAGCGGGCACGGCGCCGGUGGGGACGGGCGAGCGCGAGUGCCCCAUGUGCCGGCGCGUGGGCCCGUACGUGCCGCUGUGGAUGGGCUGCGAGGGCGGGCUGUACCUGGACGCCGGGCCGCCCACGCACGCCUUCUGCCCGUGCGGCCACGUGUGCUCGGAGAAGACGGCGGCGGGCUGGAGCCAGAUCCCGCUGCCCCACGGCACGCACGCCUUCCACGCCGCAUGCCCCUUCUGCGGCACCUGGCUGACCGGCGAGCACGGCCACGUCCGGCUCAUCUUUCAGGGGCCUGUCGACUGAAGGGCAACCCACCGACCAACCGUCCCACCCACGUCCCCCUCCCAAUACCCCCCUCCACCCCCACCCAAUCCGCCCCCACACACACCACCACCCUCCACCCGUCCCCACCCGCCCUCUGAACCCACCGCGCUUUCUCACCGCCCCCCCUGCAGCCCCCUCAGUGCCAUACUGGACGUGCCCAGGGCAGGGGCCGCGGUGCCAGGGGCAUCUCAGAACAUGCAGUGACGGACGACAAGGACUCGGAGAUGGACAGGCUCGGAGCGAUGGACAAUGGAGACCGUCUCAUGGGCAUGGACACGGUAGUCAGAAGCGAUGGAGGAACAGGGCGAGCAGAGCGGUGUUUUGAGAGGGGAAAUCUGUAAAUAAAGUGGUCAAAUGGUAAA